AUGAGCUGGCUAGAGAAACGCAACGACGCCAUUCAGGUGAACCCAAACACCCAGAACAACAAGCAUGUCGACAUUGCCAUCACCGUACGCGGCUCUGACUUCUACUUUGCCAUCUGCGCCGUCAUGGGCUUUGUCGCUUUGGGCACGAUCGCUGCUUCUGCCAUGAAACCUCGCACAGACCGUAUCUUCUUCUACAUCACCGCUGCCAUCAACCUGACUGCCUGUAUCGCCUACUUCACUAUGGGCUCUAACCUUGGCUGGACACCCAUUGAUGUCGAGUUCCCGAGAACCUGGUCCAAGGUUGCUGGUGUCAACCGUGAGAUCUUCUACGCUCGCUAUGUUGACUGGUUCGUCACCACACCGCUGCUUCUGAUGGACCUUCUCCUUACUGCUGGUCUGCCUUGGCCUACCAUCCUCUACACAAUCUUCCUUGACGAGGUCAUGAUCGUCACUGGUCUCAUUGGCGCUCUUGUCAAGAGUCGUUACAAGUGGGGCUUCUGGACCUUCGGUACCGUCGCCAUGUUCGCCAUCUUCUGGAACCUUGCAGUCGAAGGUCGCAAGCAUGCCAAACACCUCGGCUCAGACGUUUACCGUUGCUACCUCAUGUGCGGAGUCCUUACUCUCUUCGUCUGGCUCUGCUACCCCAUCUGUUGGGGCGUGUCCGAGGGCGGCAAUGUUAUUCCUCCUGAUUCAGAGGCUGUCUUCUACGGAGUUUUGGAUUUCUUGGCCAAGCCUUGCUUUUCCAUUGCACUGAUUGCUGGCCAUUGGAACAUCAACCCUGGUCGUAUGGGCCUGAAGCUGAGAGACUACGACGAAGAGCCGGCCUACUUUGGACCUAAGAACGGAGCUGAGGCUGCUAAGGAACGCGGUCGCACUGAUAAUGCCGUUGAUGGUGUCGCCUAA
Aureobasidium melanogenum CBS 110374 is the source of this 903-nucleotide messenger RNA. Its product is annotated as bacteriorhodopsin. Gene Ontology annotation, molecular function: monoatomic ion channel activity. The transcript has 3 exons. The record is from RefSeq and is a predicted model, not a curated record. Gene Ontology annotation, biological process: monoatomic ion transport. The coding region runs from base 1 to 903 and encodes 300 amino acids. NCBI's taxonomy places the organism in Eukaryota, Fungi, Ascomycota, Dothideomycetes, Dothideales, Saccotheciaceae. Gene Ontology annotation, cellular component: plasma membrane; endoplasmic reticulum.